UUUUACUUUUCAUACUUUAGCUAAGCUCUCAUUCUCACCACAACAAGAAGUGGUGUUCAAGCUUUCAUUCUUUUCUUCCCCUUUCACCUCAGCUCAGCUCUAAAUAAAUGGUUCCUUCAUUCACACCCUUCUGUUUGUUUGCCGGGAAAACUGAGGAAAAAGAAAGUAAACACUUUUCCUCCAUUUUCUCAGCAACAAAUCGGACUUGCUUAGUUCAAAACUAAGCGAAUUGUUUCCCCGUAAUCGAAUUCCUGAGAAUGGCUUCUUCCGGCAGAUUCGCUUCACUUACCCACUUGGGCUCGAGUUAUUCAUCUUCCUCAAAAAGGUAUAAUUUUCUUGUUCCUCAAUUUUAUUCUUGUUCUUCGAGGGUUUCAAUUACAAUCUGCUGCAAUCAAAACCCUGGUUUUGUAAUUUCAAAACGGAGUAAAAUUCGAGAAUUUAGGCUGUUAAAGUCAGUUGAAUUGGAUAGAUAUCUGACCAGUGAUGAUGAAGACGAAAUGGGUGAGGGUUUUUUUGAGGCUAUAGAGGAAUUAGAGCGAAUGACUAGAGAACCCUCUGAUGUUCUUGAGGAAAUGAAUGACCGGCUUUCGGCCCGCGAAUUGCAGCUUGUGUUGGUGUACUUCUCCCAAGAGGGGCGGGACUCCUGGUGUGCAUUGGAGGUGUUUGAGUGGCUGAGGAAGGAGAACCGGGUCGAUAAGGAGACGAUGGAGCUUAUGGUUUCAUUGAUGUGUGGGUGGGUUAAGAAGUUGAUUCAAGGAGAGCAUGUUGUUGGGGAUGUGGUUGACCUUCUGGUGGACAUGGAUUGUGUUGGUCUUAAGCCCAGUUUUAGUAUGAUUGAAAAGGUGAUAUCCUUGUAUUGGGAUAUGGCUCAGAAGGAGAAAGCUGUUCUGUUUGUGACAGAGGUUUUGAGAAGGGGGAUUACUUAUGUGGAGGAUCGCGGGGACGGACAGAAGGGAUGCCCAACUGGAUAUCUUGCUUGGAAGAUGAUGGUGGACGGGAACUACAAGGAUGCAAUCAAAUUAGUGGUUCACCUCAGAGAAUGUGAGUUCAAGCCAGAGGUCUACAGCUACCUAAUUGCUAUGACAGCUGUGGUUAAGGAAUUGAAUGAAAUUGCAAAAGCCUUACGCAAGUUAAAAGGUUAUAGUAAGUCUGGUUUGAUUGCUGAACUAGAUUUUGAAAAUCUUGGGCUUAUUGAAGAGUAUCAAUCAAAUCUUUUGGAUGAUGGGCAAUGCUUGUCCAAUUGGGUGAUUCGAGAGGGAGGAUCAUCAUUUCACGGGGUGGUUCAUGAGAGGCUCCUUGCUAUGUACAUUUGUGCUGGUCGUGGACUUGAGGCUGAAAGAGAGUUAUGGGAAAUGAAGCUGGUGGGUAAGGAGGCUGACGGAGAGCUUUAUGACAUUGUGUUGGCCAUCUGUGCUUCCCAAAAGGAGGGUGGUGCUAUUGCUCGGUUACUAACUAGAAUGGAGGCUACAAGUUCUGUGCGUAAGAAGAAAACCUUAUCAUGGUUGUUGAGAGGUUACAUCAAAGGUGGCCAUUUUGCUAAUGCCGCAGAAACAGUAAUUAAAAUGCUUGAUUUGGGUUUGUGUCCCGAGUUUCUUGACAGGGCGGCUGUGCUUCAGGGAUUAAGAAAAAGAAUCCAACAACCGGGAAAUGUAGAAACUUAUCUCAAGCUUUGCAAGCGUCUCUCUGAUGCAAAUAUAAUCGGACCUUGCCUCAUUUAUUUGCAUAUAAAGAAACAUAAGCUUUGGGUUAUAAAAAUGCUCUGAGUAACUCGAAUGAGAUGCUCUGAGACACAAUCUUUUAUCCAAGUAGAAAGUCAAGAUCCUGCAACAGGAACUCUUCCAGCAGCUUUUUGUAUAUGUAUUAUGUAUAGUUCGGGACGGCUUGAGUGCAAUUCAACGAUGCUGAAAGGAGCAGUUCCUUGAAGAAGAUAAACUGUGAAGUUCAGAUAUGCGUUUCAGCAUUUUGUUCUCAAGUUCAAAUAAUUGUUUGUAUAUAUGGUGGAUUUCUAUAUAUGUAUUAAAGAGCCAUUCAAAGCGGUGUAAUUAAAAAGACUGACUUUAUAUACAUGCUACAGAUAAAUUCUUAUGCCAUUAAUUUGCUA
Messenger RNA from Cornus florida, 2101 nucleotides. RefSeq names its product pentatricopeptide repeat-containing protein At2g30100, chloroplastic. The record is from RefSeq and is a predicted model, not a curated record. Bases 258 to 1763 code for a protein of 501 amino acids. The transcript is spliced from 2 exons. NCBI's taxonomy places the organism in Eukaryota, Viridiplantae, Streptophyta, Magnoliopsida, Cornales, Cornaceae. Gene Ontology annotation, molecular function: protein binding.